Lagopus muta (rock ptarmigan) is the source of this 11915-nucleotide messenger RNA. It is a transcript of the gene HTR1D, whose product is annotated as 5-hydroxytryptamine receptor 1D. Gene Ontology annotation, cellular component: plasma membrane; dendrite. Bases 9526 to 10662 code for a protein of 378 amino acids. The record is from RefSeq and is a predicted model, not a curated record. Gene Ontology annotation, biological process: regulation of locomotion; smooth muscle contraction; G protein-coupled receptor signaling pathway, coupled to cyclic nucleotide second messenger. The transcript is spliced from 4 exons. Gene Ontology annotation, molecular function: neurotransmitter receptor activity; G protein-coupled serotonin receptor activity. NCBI's taxonomy places the organism in Eukaryota, Metazoa, Chordata, Aves, Galliformes, Phasianidae.
GGCGGACGGGGAGGGGUGAGGAGCGCCGGACGCGGACGGGAGCGCAGUUUAUCCCGUAGGGGUAUGGGACGCAUCGCUCUCGCGGGCGGUUUGGAGUUUUAAUUAUAGAAUGGCUGCGGUCGGAAGGGAGCGUGGGACCUCCCAGCACUAACCCUGCCAUGGGCUGGGUGCCCCCACCAGGUCGGGCUGCCCAGGUCCCAUCUGUGGGCUCAGGCACCUCCAGGGAUGGGGCACCCACAGCUCUGGGAGGCAGAUUUGGAUGCAGUACUGCAGGUGGGACCUCAUGCGGGCAGAGUAAAGGGGACAAACCUGCCUGCUCAGUGCCACCCCUCUGCUGAGACGGCCCAAGGUACUGUUGGUACAGGUGCAGACUGUUGCUCUGCAAGUGCACACUGCUGUUUGUGUCCAGCUUUUCUCCACCAGACCCCCCCCAAAGCCUUUUCUGCAUGGUUGCUUUCAAGCAGUUCUCCCACACACACCUGGGCAGCACCUUGCAUGGACUUGUUGAACCUCAUCAGGUUUACGUGGGCCCAGCUCUCAAUCCUAUCCAGGUCCCUCUGGCUGGCGUCCCUUCCUUCUAUUGUACCAACUGCACUGCUCAGCUCGGUGCCAUCAGCAAAGUGCUGAGGGUGCACUCAGUCCCAUCAUCGAUGUUAUUGGUAAAGGUGCUGAGGAGCACCGAUCCCUGUUGAAGAGUUAUUGGGGAUCUCCUCCCCCCAGCUGUAGGGGGGUAUUUGGCAAAUGGAUUAAACCACUUUGAAAGCAUAAAUUUGGUGUGACUUGAUCUGAGGAGAGCCUUGGGUCGCCACAUGUCAAUGUUCUAUCACACUGCAGUGCUCACAGCCUUGUCCCUUCCCAUCCCAGUGUGUACCCCAGUGACCCAGCUGCCUGGCCUCUGCCUCAGGUGCAAUGUGGCCAAAAAUCACCACUAUUCGGGUGCUCGCUCCCUGUACCUGCACAGAUGUGAGAUGGAAUGUUCUGGAUGAAAGCCCAGCCCUGUGACCGUGCAAUUUGCAGCAAAUAAUAGGUGGGGACCAGUUUCGUGGAUGGGUUUUGGUGCCACCACAAAGAGCAGGAGUGUCUGUGGAACUACGGAACAGCCAAUGAUGAGGUCUGCAGCCCCGUGCUCGUGAGGUGGCCCUGAUUUUUCCAGUAUGCAGUAGGCAUGAGAAUUUCAAGCCAAGGGCUUCAAGGAGAUUUGAGUUUCCUCUGAGAGACCACAGCUGUGAGCCUGACAUAAAUCCCAGGGGAGGAAGCUUCCUUCAUAAACCUUCCCAGAGGCUGUAGGAGGGUACCUUUGCCAGCAGUUGUAACUUCUGCCCUGUUGUGCUGGUGUCAGUGGGUUGUGAUGCGGAUCAUUGCAGGCUGAGAUGGAGGUUUCUCAGGACAGAUCUGCUUUUGUUUUUUGUUGUUUUUUUGUGUGUGUGGGUUUGCCCCAAGGUAAGAUGGCAUGAUAACGAAGGCUUUAGGUUGUGCAUUGUGCGUUCUUAAAUAUUGAAAUGAGCAAAUAUCAAACAGCCGGUCUGUUUUUCAUAUUGACCCUAAUGUUUGCUUUUUUCCCAGAUCCUUGUGGUUUCAGAACAGUGUCCUCCCAGAGACAUCACUCUCAUUUUUCCUGAGAUUGUUGUGUUGCAGAUGGUUGUGUCCUUUGCAGCCAAUGGUCACUCCCUGUGUCACACCUUUGAUAGGCUCCAGGGAGGCAGAAAUAGAGCCCAUGUAAUGCAGGCAUGUGUGAAUAAAUGUCUGAGAAUCAGAAAAUGGAAAAAUCCAGCCUGCUGUGCUGUGAAUGAUGCUGGUUUGCAGCUUUCUUAGGGUUCUGUAAAGUACAUUUUUAAAUGAAGCACGUCAAAAUGCAGGAAGAUGCCUGGGUCUGCCUGCUUGUCUUACACAGUGAGCAUGAUGGCAGAGAACAAAAGUCAAUGGCAAGGAUGCCAUUCUGGUCUGUAAGCUGCAGGAAGGCACAGUUGUCCUGCAGCCAUUUUCAUUGCAGAAGUUGUCCUCCAUACAGCUCUGUGCAGCCAUCCUGAUGUAAAAAAGUACCAUAAAAAGUGAUUGGUCUUUACUCUGCCUUUUGAGGGAAGAUAGCAAAGAUAGCAUGGGCAGUGCAUUUGGCAGUGCACGUCAAGAGAGACGUCCUUCAGAGUGCACACAGAUCAGAACCCACAUUCUGUGAUUCCCCAGGGCUGCAGUGCAUGAUGUCUGAGGUGCUCCUGUCUGUCCUGCCAGCUCCCAUCCUGCACAUCACCUUCAGCAGCAUGGGGGAGAAUUUACCACCUUUACCAUCUCUGAGCUCAUUGUAAAUCAGAGAGCUCAGGGAGCUCAUUCUAAAUCAGGGGGAAAAUAAUUAUUGUUGCUGUAAAUACUGUAAUAAGGAGUGUUUCUAUGUCUGAAGAGCACUUACAUGGUCAUACAUAGGAAUGCUGCUUCAUAGUGCCUUACAGAUGUUGAGGAAUAAAAGGAGCAAAGACUGAAUAUCUGGGGACGUUGUGUCUGUAUGGUAGGGGCUGAAUAAUAAGGCAGCAUAAUGAGGAUCACCGUGCAGUGAGAGGUGAGGGAAGAGAAUUAGUGAACGUGAGAAAAGUUGCUGUUGUUGGGGCAGAAGCAUUCUAUCAAGAUAGAGAACGUUUUGGUAAUCAUCCUACAAAGCCAUGGAAGUGUUCCUUCCUCCUGGUCAUGCUCUGAAGUGGUGGAGACUGGGAGCCCUGGUUUCCAGUGACAGCUGUUAUAAACAGUUGUGGCAUUCCUCACCAGUCUGUGCUUGAAGACAAUAACAGUUAUCUUAAUUUCUCUGGAGCACCGCAGUACCACAAAGCUGAGUCCUGAGCCAGCUCCAGAUCUGAGUGGCAACGUUCUGCAGCACUAGCACUGUCUUGGAUUGCUAUUUUUCACUGUUAUACUCAGGGGAAAAGGUGCUUUCCAAUCCACUUUGCUUUCCCAGUGCUGGAUUGCUUGGAAAUUCAUUUCAGAAAGGUGGUUUAAUUUGUCCUUAACAUCUCUGUCAUGGAAAGUUUUUUUUAUGAUAUCUCCAAACAAUUCCUUUAAGAGCUUUGCUGUUCUGCCAGGUUUCCCCAAGAGCAGUUACGUGCCUCCCUUCAGUAGAGCAGCCAUAGCCUUGGGGACUGGGCUUUUCCUUUUGCUCUGUAGCAGGCUUUCAUGCAUGUAAAGACUGUUGAACAUUUCUUUCAGCUGCGUCCUUUCUGGCCCAGACAUCCCUGUUAAUUCAGUUUAUUCUCAUAGGUCCACUUUUCUGAUAACUCUCACUGCUUUCCUCUGUCCUCUUUCUAUGUAGCCCAUAUCAUCUUGGGAACGCAGUGCCCAGGGCUCAGUGAACACAGGGUUCCUGUUUUCCAGAAUGAACAAAAUAAGAUCUGUGUGAGGUUUUCUUCCUAGUUACACAUCUGCCAAAGUCUUUGCCACUUGGAAGGGCUGUCAGAUUGCUGAUGCUGCUGAUGCUACCUCUUGGUCCUACAGUGUGGACCUGGUUACUCUGCGUCAUGCAGUAGGGCAGCUGCUUGUUUCUUAACUCACAUUUAACCUUCUUAUUCCUGCGUGCUAAAACCAGCUUGUAUCACUGGAAGAAGCACGCCAUCCACUUCAUUAACCAAGCCAUUAGUGAAAGCAGUGCCAACUGCUGUGUUUUCUUCUUCCCAUCACAGCAGAGUACGUUCUGCAUGGUGUUGGUAAGGCUCUGAGUGCUCUCUGGCUGCGUGCUCCAGAUGAGGGCAUUCAGCCAAAUGUUGAUCCCAUUUUCUUCCUGAAUUGCCUCCGGGACAGAAGGAGGUACAAGGUAAAUGAAUGCUUCUUCCAGGAAGUGUAAGGCCAUACUUCUGCAAAUGUGCCUAUUGACUUUAUUUACCAGGUGGGGAAUUGCUGCAUGAGUGGUCAGUGUGCUGCCUUCUGAAGCCACCUCAUUCCCUAAGUUGGCGAUAUGGGGGGAGAUGAGGAGCAAGGGGCACAAGGAUGCUCUGAUUAAUUGUUCAUAGUUAGGCUUAUCAAUUCUGCCAUCAUUCUGCUGUUAUCAAACAGGCUGCCCAGGGAGGUGGUAGAAUCACUGUCUCUGCAGGCGUUCAAGAACCUUGGGAAUGUGGUAUGUAGGGUCGUGGCUUAGUGGGCAAGGUUGGUGGUGCUUGGAUGGUUGGACUGGAUGAUCUUAGAGGUCGUUUCCAACCUUAAUGUUUUUACUAUCAUGCCUUGUGUUUUUAAGUCAUGACUGCAGAUAGUGGGACAUCACCCAGUGCCUUUCAGAUGCUUCUGCAGGCAAAGCUGUAGGAUACUGGAUUGGAAAAGAGGACAGGCAAGGAAAAAUGGCUGAAGCAUAAAGGUGAAACUCAGUGCGUGUGGAUGGCCUGAAAAAUCCCAGUGGACCCCAUGCUCAGAAUUGGAGUCUCAUGGGAAUGGCUGCACAUACUGAAAUCAGAUUAAAUAAAGCAUCAUCAGAUGCUCUGCAAAGCACAGCACACUGCUGAACUGAGCACAGACAGUUUGGGUGGAAUCUGCAAGAGUUUUUUCUUUUUUAUAUCUCUUUCCAGCAUUAUAGACUACAGCUGAUUUUCAGAGGGCCAGUGCUUGAGCACUGAUUCCUUUGGAUGCCAUGAUCUUUUUCAGAGCACUCUGUGUUAGCCUAAUUCCCAUUGCUUCCACUGAAUGAACACCUUGCAGACUUACAAGUGAAGGGAAUAGAGCACCAUUAAAUACGUGGGGAAAAUUCUGUAUUUCAGAAUAGUCUAAAGUCUAGACAUCAUCUAAAGGAUGUUGUCACAGUGAUACACCAUCCUUUCCUAAAUGGAAUUCAGUGUGUUGGCUCAGGAUACCUCUGGUGAUGAAUCCCAUCAGGUGUGAAGAGAAGAACUGUGGGCUCCUCUGGGGCAUGGGCUCACAGAACCUCAUCUCUAUGUGCUGAUGUGCUGGGCUUCAUAGGGAGGUUUGGUUACCUAAAUGUGCUUGGAAGGCCCUCACCUACAUCUGAGUAAUGGUCUGAAAUUCCCUUACAGGAGAGAAAUCGGAUUCAUGACUUAGUAUGCACCAAUAUGAUCUUUCCUCCCAUGAGUUAACUGAAGACAAGUGAUGGACUGAUGUCUGUGAUGUGCUCUGUUCAGUGGUGUGAAUCUCAUUUGUCACAUUUAAUCUCACACUGCACCGUAUCUCAUCAGCCCUCACAAUUCCACUCCUGAUACGACGUUGAGGAAUAAUGGGAAUGAAAAUUUGAGGAAAAAAAAUUAUUAAUUGGAGGUUUUGCAUUUUGUGUUUGUGAUCAGAGACUGCAAGGCUGAUGGAGUUCAGGUAGUGCUCUCAGAUCUAAGUGUUCUGGCUCCUGCUUCCUCCCAAGAAGCUCUUGGUGAUGUAGAGGAUGUUUCUGUGCUACAGCAUCUACCAGCAUCACUGCUUGCUAAUUUCUAGCCUUUCUUUGUGAUUAUUGCAGAACCAAUUAUGGUGAUUAUUACGUGAUUUGGGAUGGAAAGAGCCUUUAUUCCAACCCUGGUAAUGGGCAGAGACAUCUCUCACUACAUCAGGUUGCCCAAAGCCCCCUCAUAAGGCACGCUGAGUCGCAAGGUGUAGUGGUGGUGGCUUGGAUAGCUUGUAUGUGUAUAGACAGGAGAGAGAAAAUGUUGGUAUUUCCUUGAAAGCAGAAUGAAAUAUUAAAACCUGUGUGCCUGUGCAACAGCAUGCUGAAUUAAGAAAUGCUGAGGAAGUCAUCUUAGAGCAAGAAAAAAGGUCAGGGAGGUGCAAACUACCUAUGGCUUCUGCUUGCAGGAUAUGGCAGUGUAUGCAAAUAGUAUAAAGUAAUUUGGUGUUGAUGCCAACAGAGUACUCCUGAGAUCUCAGAAACAUCCUGAAUAAUCAGAAUAACCAGUUUAGCCAGUAGCACUGCAUGCUGCUCCCUCAACACAUGAGAAAUUCAGGUGCAAACUAUGCUCCUGUUGAUUGAGCUCCGUGUCUAAAGAAGUUUUAAUCACUAAUUCUGCUAACACACAUCCCUGAUGGGGAGUGAAUCAGGUUCCUGUGGUCCACUCAAGCUUAUGAUCCAUGCUUGAGUGGAAAACAAAUGAGUAAUUGCAGUUGUGCUCAUUCCUCUCUCCCAGAGACACGUUUGCAGGUUGCUUUUGUUUUGCUCUUGGUUUUGUUGUUGUACCCAAUGUUGAAAGCAGCUCCUCAUCACAUGAACGUGCUUAUUCCAUUCUAGAUUCCUUUCUUUGCAAGGUGCAAACUGCUCACUCACUGGUUCACUAGCUCAUGUGCCUUGGAUAGCAAAUAACAGCACUCACAUUGCUGCUCUUAAACUAUCCCUUCCCCUACUUGUUCAUCUUCUUCCUUUACGCUGGCAGUGUGGCAGCCAUUCCAGUACGCCGUGCUGCCUAAUCCUACUUAUUGUGCAAGGUACAUGUGCCUGUUAUUUUCUUGUCAGGUUUAUUCUCUCUCAUCUACAGCUUCUGCAAAAUGUUAUUCUUUCCUGUAUGCAUUUCAGACAGUUUAAUCCAGAGCCAGGAUUCUAGUUUGGUUACUGUUACUUUUGAGGCAUACUCAGUCCUUCACACCAAGGCGUGCAAACCGUACAGUCAGACCCCAUUUUACUGAUGCUAUGGAGCUUUAACUUUCACACAGACCCUGAGUUUUCUGUGCAGUACAUUGUGGGAUUGCUUUCUCCCAGAAGCUGCAUCCUGCUUUAACUAUGGUCUAUGGACUGGCAAUUUCUAAAGCUUCUUGAGCAGGUGUUGGGAUCUGGUCUCAAAGCAGCACUCUGCAAGCACUCGGAUGCUAUUUACUGGAGUCAGUUGUCCCAAAUCUACAAGAACUGGCUCAGAAAUUGCUCCCUCUUUUGUCUUCUCCUGUGAAUGUCUCUGUUAAGUGUGCUGUUAUUGCUAGGAGUGCCAUCUGCUGUUUGCUGGGUCGCACUGUGUCUCCGUUGCUUGUCCAGGUUUCAGUGUGACUGAACCAACCUCGUUUAUUUUGGCAAGAUUCAACAUUUACAUGAGAAACUAAACCCAGGUAUGAAAAGACAGAAGAAAAAAUGGAUUUUCUGUCGUCUCCUGAAGCGUAGCUCUGUUCUAAGCCAUCCCUUUGCAAUUCCUUGUGUUGUUACCCAGCUACAGGGGAAGGAAUGAACUCUAAUUCCUCUGAGUUUAGCCUGAAGUCAAAGGAAACAUUUUUCAAUGUCUUAUAAGAUGUUUCGCCUUGUUCCCUUUAUUUUUUCCCCCUGCUCCAUUCAUUGAAAGAGCAAAGUCUGUAUUUCCAUUUCAGUCUAUUUUUUCAUGCACUUUUUGCCUCGCUCCAGCCAGAUCUGCACGGUCACACCAAAGCAUUCUCUUUGCCCCUGAGCACUCUUGGAAGCUGUUGUUGGCUGCACCAUAAGGUUGUUCUCAGCAAAAAGCAUCCCGUUCUCUAGAAAUGGCAGCCAGAUUCUGAACAGACAGGAAUGUGUGACUUUGGUUGCACUGAAAUCUUCAUAUCUUCCCCAUCCGCCGUGCUGGGCUGCAGCUGAGGUGUGCGGUGUCCACGCGAUGGCACUCUGUCACAGUCAUCUUUUAGUGCCAUUAACCUCAUGUUUGCCAGCAUGCUGCUUGGAGCUGAGCGUGGAGCUUCACCAGAAGCACAGCCCUGCCUUGCUGCUUUCCCAUUGCUACUCCAUUCCCUACUUCAACCACGGAGCUGAAGCACAAAGCGCCUUCACAAAGCUGCCUGGCUUUAGGUAAGCACCUCGGGUUAUGAUAACACUAUUAUUAAUAUUAUUGAUGACAGCCAAAAUGUUUUUUCACUCUGAAUGUGUCCCUCUCUUCACCUUCAGUUCCAUGAACUGUGCUCACCCUUUGCCUGUUAAGUUAAAUAACAGCGCACUGCCUAAAACUGUCUCUCCGUUUAAGUAUUUUUUUUUUUUUCCUCUGGGAAGGAACUAAAAAGAAUUCCUCAAAUCUUUCCAGGAUACCAAAGGAUUCUUAUGCACCUCCUGGAUCUUCCUAGAAACCACUGAAUGUGUGGCUGAAGGACCUGAGCGAAAGGUCCCUCCCUGUGCAGUGUGCAGUGCUUUUGGAGGUGGAUGAACGAGGGAUGCAGUCGUCACAGGUCAUGGCUCUGGUGAAGGAGAGAGGCAGUUGCAGAGGGCAGCCCUGAUCUACCUGCUGCCAUGGUAUGUUGUGAUACCACCUUCCCUUCAGGCACCUGGAACUGAAAAAAUACCCACAUCCCAUGGCCAAGGGCACCAGGUGACACGUGAGGGUGACCAAAGAACCCUCAUCCAAGAGGGUUUCCAUCUUGAGAGUGGUGAAUGAAAACACACUGAGUCCUGCCUGGUAGAGACCAAAGCAGAGGAACCGCCGUGGCUGCUGCACUCAGCACUGCAAACAUAACUUCACGUGCUACCCAGACUGUGAAACUGCACGUAGUGGAGACAAGAAUGCUAUCUAGAGAUGGUAACAACUCCUGUUUCUACCCACUGCUUCUCUUCUCCUGCUCCAGAGGCCAUUUAAGCCCUAUGUAAGCAACACGUCCCACUGGAAGAUUGCUCUCAGCUGAAUGUGCCACGUGGGCUCACAGUAUUCCAGGAUGUACAACUCUUAUAAAUGCAUUUGUGUUCUUUUUUUCCUUCAUAAGUAGCUACAUGUUUGACCUUGAAGUUAACUGUGUUGUUGAAUUUAGUGAUUGCUCUAGAUUUUUUUAAAUCCAAUGUGUGUAGUUUAAGAAAACUCAUUUUUUCUUUCUGUUUUUCAACAGGAAAUUCAGUUGUCUCUAUUCAGGAUUUUCCCUUAGUUGAAUAAAAGCAGGGCUGUGAGUUUUACCAGAGCUUUAUGGCCAUCCUGUUUGACCAUGCUGGUACCCCAAGGCUCUGCCUGUCAGUUUUGUGGAGCUCGUGACUGACUGCACUGGAUCACGCUUCUGUUCAGGUUUUCUCCUGUGUGGGAUGUGCGAUCAGCCUGGUGUUCAGAUCCCCUUAGCCAGCCCCACUCUUCCUCUUUCGAGGGAAGCACCACCAGUCAUUGCAGUCGUUCACCGUGUGCAAGACCGGGAGCAUCUCAGUACAUGGAACAUGCUGCGAGCUUCAGCACCGACGCAUUGAGAACUGGUUCCCAAAACAGCAUUUGAAGACUGGAUGUUUGAUGAAGAGAAAGCCAGAAUGAUCUGGAGGAAUAAAUGAGAACUGAGCUCUGCGCCGUUUGGAAGCAGGUUCUGAUCUACAAAUCGGGCAGAAAUCAGGUUUACAUCAGGAAUCCAGGCAGUAUUGUAUUGUCUCUUGGGUACUCUUCCAGGAGAGAUCUUCAUAAAUACCAGAAGUGGGACAUUCAGAUGUUAGAGUGGAAGUGAAAAUACUUUUGAGGAUAGCUUUGUCCCGAAUGUUGGGGCAUAGGUCACAUGCCCAGAUGUUUCUAUUGCACCCUCUCACUUUCCAGUAAUGAUUUAUGCAGCUGCUGUUUUCAACAAGUUGGUUUUCCUUCAGUGUUGGGCUCCAGUAUGAGAAGUUGUAAUUUAGCAAAAAGGUGAGCAUCUUUCUUCAUCAUCCUGGAAAGAUUACAUUGAAAACUGAAAUCAGUUCAGAGGAUGACUCACUAUAACCUUUCGACAGAGCUCUCUCUCCAGAGCUCAGCAAAUAAGUCAUUAAAUUUUACUGAACCACCGCUGGCUUUGGAUGAAAGGACAUUAUUAGGGCUGAAGAUAUCCCUGUCAGUCCUUCUGUCUGUCAUAACUUUGGCAACGAUCCUUGCAAACAUUUUUGUUGUUAUUACAAUUUUUUUUACUAGAAAGCUCCACACACCUGCAAAUUACCUCAUUGGCUCCUUGGCAGUAACAGAUCUUUUAGUGUCCGUCCUCGUGAUGCCCAUCAGUAUCGCUUACACUGUCACCCACACGUGGGCCUUUGGCCAAGUGCUGUGUGAUAUCUGGUUAUCAUCAGACAUCACGUGCUGCACAGCCUCAAUCCUACACCUCUGUGUUAUUGCGCUGGACAGAUACUGGGCUAUCACAGAUGCUUUGGAAUAUGCCAAACGCCGGACUGCUGGCCGAGCAAUGCUCAUGAUCGCCGUGGUUUGGAUGAUCUCCAUUAGUAUUUCUGUGCCACCGUUUUUUUGGAGGCAAGUGAAAGCUCACGAAGAAAUCGCAAAGUGUAAUGUGAACACAGAUCAGAUUUCCUACACCAUUUAUUCCACUUGUGGAGCUUUCUACAUUCCGACUGUGCUCCUCCUGAUAUUAUAUGGUAGAAUUUAUGUAGCAGCUCGAUCCAGGAUCCUGAAGCCACCCUCACUGUAUGGGAAACGAUUCACUACUGCACACCUGAUAACUGGCUCUGCUGGGUCUUCCCUCUGCUCCAUUAACGCAAGCCUUCACGAAGGGCAUUCCCAUUCUGGUGGAUCCCCAAUAUUUAUCAAUCACGUUCAAAUAAAACUUGCAGAUAGUAUUCUGGAGAGGAAAAGAAUUUCUGCUGCGAGAGAAAGGAAAGCCACCAAAACUUUAGGAAUUAUUCUAGGAGCUUUCAUUUUCUGCUGGCUGCCGUUCUUUGUCAUGUCCCUCGUCCUGCCCAUCUGCCAGGACGCAUGUUGGUUUCAUCCCAUCCUGUUGGACUUUUUUACGUGGUUAGGUUACUUAAACUCAUUAAUCAAUCCCGUCAUUUAUACAGCUUUUAAUGAAGAAUUUAAACAGGCUUUCCAAAAACUAAUACACUUCAAAAAGUGCUCGUCUUGAUCCUCUACUGUUGCGUUACUGAGCUUUGCACAAUCUUGCAGCCUCCCUUGAGAUUUUUUGUGCUUUGAUUCCUGGGUGCAGAGUGGUGAUCUCCAUCCCUGUGCUGUGCAUGGAACAGGGAACGUCUCUGGUUUGGCAAGUUUGGUUCUCUCUGUCUGGGACUCUAUAUACCAUAAGAUAACUUGUCUGUGGUCUCUGCAGUGAUCAUUUGUAUGCGUAAUAUCAACAGAUGAAGUAAAGUUUGCAACAGGUGAAAGACUGAACACAAAGCUGAGUUUGUGCAGGGCUGCUCUGAAAGUAAUGCCUCCUGGUUUGUAGUGUUGGCCCACAACGCCAGAGGUGGGUGUUGGUGGGAUGGCAGUAGAAGUUGAACCUUCCUGCCAAUAUCCCAUUACAUAUUGCUGCUGCAUGACUUGUGGCAGCAGUCUGACAAACGGUGUCUGAAACAGAAGUGUGUAUAUAGCAAAGGUGUGUCAUUGAAUUCCUCCAUGCAGGAAGAAAUGGCAUCCAUUGACAUUCAUCGACACUUUGGAACAUUUCUGGAGGCCCAGCAGUGGAUGUGAGCACAGUGAGGUGGUGAGUGGUGCAUUUCAACAGAGGUGACAGUGAUGAAACAGUUGAGUUGCAUUCUGGACAGCCAUGCAGAUUUUUAGAGCGUGGCAUGCAGCUCUUGUUCAUUGCUGGUGAAAAUGCACAGCUAAUGGUGGUGGAUAUACUGAAAAAUAGUGUUCUGUAGCUGAGAAUUUGCUCUAUCAAGCAGUACUGCUGUACUCUUUGCAUCUGUUCCAGUUUCUGCAGACAGAAAUAGGAGGCAGUACUGUCAGAGCGACAUUUAGAAUCAGAUGGCACAUGCUGCCAAGUCUGUCAUGUCUUUGUAACCUGAUGGGAGGAAAGCUUAUGCAUAUUUGGAGGACUUCAGUACUUCUGCUGUGUAUUACCAGCAUUUCAUGAAGGCUUAGAAGGUUUCUGGAGAAUGGGACCUAGCCACCUGCAUUUCCUGUGGCACAUACCUGUCCAUCUGCAACUGAUAAAACUAGCAGCUUUGGCAGAGAACAGGAGGCAGCCUGAGUGCAGGCAGCAGGGCAUGAAGAUGUAGCAAGCAUGUGAGUUCUCUGGGCACUUCACAAAUGUGAAUUUGAAGCUGCAAUUUUGGUAAACUGCAGAAAGAAGACAUACUGUUGGCAAUCAUUUUUACACAUUUGAUCAUGUGUGCAAUAGCCAGUGCAGAAAUACUACAAAAUAAAUAGCAUGAA